CUCUCCCCUUCUCCUCUCCUCCAGCCCUCCUCUUCACUCAUCUGCUGCAACCCUCCAUUCAUCUGGAACCCUGAACAAAAUCAGUUCUCCAUGACCGUACGAACCCUGUACUACUUGCAUCAUUGAUGCAGGAUCUCCCUCUGCGAAUCCUAAACUGCUUAACCUUUAGAUUCGUCAUCCUCCCCCAGAUCAGACUUCAUCCUCAUGGACACCUCAAGGAACAUCCUCUCCAUCUCCGGAGCGCUCUACCACCUGAUCGUCAUGACGCUGACACUGGGCCAGGGCGCCCGUUCAAUGCCCGUUCCCACUGACGGCCCCAUGUGCACAGCCUCAGAAACAGCCCACUACAAGCUAACGUUUUUUGGCAAGUGGACCAGGGCCGCGUUCCCUAAACAGUAUCCUCUCUACCGUCCCUCUGCACAGUGGUCAAACCUCAUCGGUGUGACCCACCGCUCCGACUACCACAUGUGGCAGCGUAAUGGGUUUGCCAGCAACGGAGUGAGGGAGUUUGCAGAGAAAGGCGAGGCCUGGACGCUCAUGAAGGAAGUCGAAGCGGCCGGCGAACGCAUCCAGAGUGUUUAUGGGGUCCUCUCCGCGCCCGCUGUUGUGGGAGGCACAGGCCGGACAAACGCUGAGUUUGAGGUCUUCGCCAAGCACUCUUAUCUGUCGUUUAUUGUGCGUCUCGUUCCAAGUCCGGACUGGUUUGUGGGAGUGGAGAGCUUUGACCUGUGUGACGGCGACCACUGGAAAAACGACGUGCUGCUGGAGCUUUUCCCAUACGACGCAGGAACCGACAGCGGGUUCACCUUCUCUUCUCCCAACUUCGAGACCAUGCCACAGGACAAAAUCACACAGAUCACUGCUUCCUCCCCUAGCCACCCUGCCAACUCGUUUUACUACCCCCGCCUGAAGCACCUGCCGCCCAUUGCCAAGGUACUGCUGACUAAGAUCAGGAAGACCAAUCAGAUCAUCAGCCUCCCCGUGGAUCCCUCCCAGUCCAACCAACUGCUAACAGGAAACGAGAUUGAGGACACACCCAUAAACACCCCUCUGGACUGCGAGGUGUCACUGUGGUCUCCUUGGGGCUUGUGCAAAAGCAAGUGUGGAGACUCCGGCGUGCAGCACCGCACACGCUAUGUCGUCAUGCACCCAGCGAACAAUGGAUUCGCUUGCCCCCUGCUGGAGGAGGAGAGGAAGUGCUUACAGGACAACUGUUUAUGACUAAGCCAGGGCAGGAGGGAGAAGAAAGAGAGGAACGAGGGGAGAGACAAGAAAGAGAGGAAAUCCAGGAAAGGGAGGAAAGGACGGAGGCGGAGAAACAGGAAAAGGUGUCCGGUGUACGCACAUGAGGCGUAAGCACGAUGACGUGGACGCCAAUAUUUCCUCCAUUGGCCCAGCUGCUGCCGUCUGUGGAAAUGACUGAUUGAUUGUCGUCCUCAAGUCACAUUGAUAGAUCUGACAGCACUAGAGAAGUGUAGUUUGGCACAGCGGCUAUUAGACACCACUUUAGUUUUUGGCAGAUUAUGUCAAACUUGCUGUUUUAAACAUAGUUAUUAACUGAAAACCCAUUUCACACGAUAACUUUGUUAUAAUUGGACUUUUCUGAAGAUCCCAGACAUUUGUUGUUCACAGUGGAUUACAAGUGGCAGCAGCUUCUAUCAAGCAGAUACAAAAAAUUUACAAAACGUACACACGAUACUUGAAAUUUGAAAUUUUUAUAUCAAAGAAAUAUUACAGAAAAUCUAAAUGUCAGCUAUGGCACUUGGGGAAACACGAUGCCUCAAUUGUUCCAUGAGCAGAAGUACAGCUGUGCUAGAUAAAAAGUGAGUCAGACAUAUAAAUUAUGCACGGCCCUCCCCCGCAUUCAAAACAUAACCUUCAGAGGCCCCGUGGUCGUUUUCCUGAAGACAAAAAAUAUAUUUAUUGACAGGAUUUGAACCUGUAGUUUACAAUAUAUCAAAUCUCAAUGUAAUAAUUUGUAGGUCGUUUUGUUAUGAUAGUAGUUUUUGGGAAAAGAACAUUAUAAUGCGAAAAAUGUACACAAAAAUGUUGUCUGUAUUUUUUUCUGUACGAUCAAUAAAGUGUAAAUAUAUCUUAA
Pseudoliparis swirei is the source of this 2098-nucleotide messenger RNA. RefSeq names its product spondin 2b, extracellular matrix protein (gene spon2b). The transcript has 7 exons. The record is from RefSeq and is a predicted model, not a curated record. Gene Ontology annotation, cellular component: extracellular matrix. The coding region runs from base 205 to 1221 and encodes 338 amino acids. Gene Ontology annotation, biological process: cell adhesion. Lineage: Eukaryota; Metazoa; Chordata; Actinopteri; Perciformes; Liparidae.